GGCUUGCUGGGAAUUCUAGACCGCUGGGGGGUGCCCGCGCUGCGGGCUUGGGUGUCGCGCUGCCCGGCGAUCGACGUUCCGCCUUUCCCCGCGUGCCCGGGCUGUCCGCCGUGCCCAGGGGCGACCGCGGGCGCCGCCGCGAGCUCGGUGGCCUUCGCCUGCCUGGCCGCAUGCCUUGCCGGGGCUGCGUUCGGCGCCCUGGGCGCGAUCGCGGCGCUGCGACUCUCCGCUUCACCGCCGAGUCGCAGGGCGAGGUCGCGGCGCCGGCUGGAGGGGCUCCCUCGCGCCUGGCGCUGGCGGCGGUCACGGAUGGCGGAAACGCGGGCCUGGGUGCUGCACGACGUGGCAGGCGCGCGGCUCUUCCACCAGAGAAGGCUGGCGGGGCAAUUGGCGCUUGCGGAUGACGUCGUCGCCGUCGCGCCCGACGACGUGGUCUACGCGGAGAUUGCUGACUGCGGGGCCGGACAUCGCCGCGGUGCGUUGCUCGGCGGAGAG
Prorocentrum cordatum is the source of this 495-nucleotide messenger RNA. The record is from the annotation of a GenBank genome assembly. NCBI's taxonomy places the organism in Eukaryota, Dinophyceae, Prorocentrales, Prorocentraceae.